Betta splendens (Siamese fighting fish) is the source of this 10329-nucleotide messenger RNA. RefSeq names its product melanocortin 2 receptor (gene mc2r). Gene Ontology annotation, cellular component: membrane. Lineage: Eukaryota; Metazoa; Chordata; Actinopteri; Anabantiformes; Osphronemidae. Bases 6414 to 7316 code for a protein of 300 amino acids. The transcript is spliced from 3 exons. Gene Ontology annotation, biological process: G protein-coupled receptor signaling pathway. The record is from RefSeq and is a predicted model, not a curated record. Gene Ontology annotation, molecular function: melanocortin receptor activity.
AAAAAAAACGAGACGCGUCUCGUAACGCGUCACAACCUGACAUGACGCGUCACAACCUGACAGGGGCUUGCCAUACUCCUGUGGCAUCGUUUGCUCCAGUAGGCAAGGCAAAGUACCUAUGGGUCAAGUCAGCACUACGUCACUGGGUGGAAUGACUGCACUUUCCACCGUGUCACCUACGUUUGAGUAUGACUCUGUUUCGGAGUUGUAAUAUCACACCACCUCAGAUCUCUCUGAUCACAAGCACUUUUUUCCCACUUUGGGCUUUGUCCUACCAACAAACCUACCACUUCCAGAGCAAACACAUAUAUAACAAUUUCUGCACCAAAUUUGACCUCACUGAGUUCAUCUUUUUGAAUCUGUAAACAAGCCGUGCACAUCUAUGUCUGAAAAAAGUUGUGCUUCAUUUAGGAGGAAUGAAGCCACAUCAAAAUGUGGAAACGCUUAACAAAUUUGCCUGUCAUCCUUUCGCAGGGGCCAUGCUAAUCUUCUCUGUAUCGAUUCCCAUUUAUCAUAUGUGCUGCCUGAGCAAGCAUGGCAAAUGUGAGGCAAUGAGUGCCUUAUAGGCCAGCUGUUGGAAAAAACCCUCCUCACGCCGCGGUGUGGCCUGACGGGCUGCCACUAGCCUGGCAGCAAAUAAGCCAAUGUAGUGGUGCCGCACCUUUGAGACGACUACAGCAGCGAGGCCUUUGAGACUAACUAAGCGUGUAGACAUUUGGAUGAUGUGAGCUGUUUGAAUGAGGCCUGAAUGAUUCUGUUGCAAAUUACAAGACAGUGUCGAGCUAACGCUGGCAGCAAAGAGGUUGGCUCAUCGGUCAAGCGUAGUAUCUGUUUUUAUCAAUUUAUAAUCUGAUACAUCUCAUAGCUGGGCGCCAUAUAUUAAAUUGCUUUUUGAAACAGGGAGAUGGAGUAGGGGCUUGCUCCGUCUACUCCACGCAUUGACCCAGUAUUGCAUUGCUUCUGGGAACGGUGCACCCCACUCAAGCUGUACAACGUUAGGACUCUGUCAGUGUUCCCUAGCUGUACUGUAUCUGGGUUUCUUAUAGCUAAAGCUUGUCCCCAGCAUAGUUGGUCACCGUAACAUGUCCUUCGGACUGUCGGCGAUUGCCCUGGAUUUGUAGUAGAUGUGGUGCUUGCGUUUGUGCUGGAAAUGUAUCAAUGUGUGAUGGCAGAGGCGUGUUUCUGCAUGUGGAACAGAAACACUAGGGGAAAUGCUACUUGUCAACCCGUACACAAGCGUUCUGCCUGAGUGGUCGCUUGGUGCAGUUCUAUAGGCUCAUUGAAUUUCAGCACCGUCAGUCAACGUGAUCAGCCCGGGAAGAAUCUCCCUGAGUGUUGGCGGAGCAAGGCAUACUUACGUGGCUGGGGAGAUACCAUGAUCAAGAAGGUGGUUCACCCAGGGGGAGGCUCGGCCAUUGCGCUCUGGCUGUCUGACCCCUGCGAAUCCCCCAAAUGCGAUAAUCUCGACUGCAUAAUUUGUUCUAGUGUGAGACUGUGUUUGCGCUCUCCCCUAUUUCCAGUUGAAGGAUAAUAUGCAUACACGGCAAUAGGUUCCUUUGAGCCCGUGUGGUUGGGCUGGCACCUGACCUUUGGCACACAUCGGAGAAGCUGCAUAGCUUUAUAGAUAAUUGGUGUCAUGAAUUGUUGCCUGGGUAGGUUUUGUUUGUACCUGUUUGUACAGAAUCUUGGCUAUGCCCUCGCACGUUAUAUCCACUCCCACUUCUUGGUUUUCCUUUGUUCUCUCUUCUUAAUCAAGGACAACCAUUCUCACUUAGGACUGGUGUCUUUAAGGACCUCUCUUUAACCAAGUUCAUGUUUGUUUUCUUAUUUUUUUUUAAAUAGAUUAGUUUUCAUGUUUUUUUUCUUGAUAGUUUAAUGUGUUUCUCCAAGGGUUUUAGUGUUUAAACGAUAUAAAUAUUUAAUGUAAAGUAAUUUUAAAAUCUUUAUUUGUUUGUUUAAACUUUCAUGUCUGUGCUACAAUUUUUCAGGAGUCUAGAAUUAGUGGUGAUUAAAGUUUUUGUAGAAGUUUUGGUUUUUUUGUGAUUGUGAUCAGAUGUUUAGACUUGGGGUUUAGGAUUUUUCAUGUUUAGGUGUUUUAGAUAAAAAUCUAAAAGAAAUUUGCGUGUUCAGAAAUGAUAUAUAACUAAUAUAUGACUAAAAUUACAUUUGUUAUCUACAUUAGAUUCUCUGCACUUGCUGCCUUUAAAAUCUAGGAUAGAAUUCAUAAUUCUCCUAGUCACCUAUACAGUAAAACGCUUAAUGAUAAAGCCUUCAUAUCUUAAAGACCUCAUACUGUAAGUCCUUAUGCUCCCAACAGAGUACUUGUUCUCAGCUCGCUGGUCUACUUGUGGUUCCUAUAGAGUUUUUUAAAUUGUAGAAUAGGAGAGAGGCCUGAGGCAAAGCCUGUUCAGGUUGGAAAAGCAGACACCCUCUUUACUAAGACCAAAGCUCAUAGUUAGAGAUCCUUCAGGUUAUUUGCAAUUAUUGUUAGUCACAGGAACCAUCUUAUGCUGCAAUUGACGUUGACUGCUGGAAGACUUAAUCCAAACACAGAGCUCCUUUUUUCAUUUUCAGCUAUUUCUUUCAUCCAAUAACCUCCAAUCAUUGUUGUGUUUAACUAAGCUUGUCUCUUUCUUCCCAGUAGUUGUGCUUCUUUCUCUCUCCCAAACUCCCACCUACAGAUAUAAUUAUACUCAGAGCUUUGUGUCUGCAAAGGGCAGUUGGGUCCAGACUUCCCAGCCUGCCUGCGUCUUGUUGUGGUUUAGUUGUAUAAGGUCUUAAUCCUUACCUUGUAAAGUGUUUUGAGAUAACUGUGAAUUGGCACUAAAUAUUUUUGUUUUAUUAUUGAUCAUUGUAUUAUCUGUUUUGCCAGUUGGACUCAAACUCCCAAUAAACGAUGCCACCUGUCAAUUAAGAUUGAUUCUUUUACUGAACUUUCUGGGGAUUUUCAAAUGACCCCUACAUAACUACACUGCUACAUUAGCAAUUAAUGAGUUACAAUUUAGUUGUGAUUACACUAUAAAAUUAAAGGAAAUUGAUUAGAAUGUACUAGUGGCCUACAGAUCAAUACUGGUUCUAAUCCCAGCUGUCCAAUAUGAAGCAUUCUUGGUUCCAGACUGGUUCAGGUCAACAGAGCUGCACGAGGGUUUGAGGUGGAUCAGCUUGGAGGGAGCUUUAGUAAAGCGAUGUGAUCCCAGCCCUGCUGUGGUCUCCUGGUCGACAUCCAACAGAAACACACACGUUAUAAAACCUCCCGGAUACAGAUGCUUACGGCCAAAACCAGAUGAAAAGGUCGUUCUACGCUGUUUACAACUACUGUAAGACGGACAAAUUCAAAAUAGGUGUUCAUACACUACAAGGCCUGUAUUUCCCCAGGGUUCAGAGAGCAAUAAACCUGCUGGAGCACACGACUGUACGUUAUUCCCACAUGCCAUCGUUCAGAUGAACAAUUAAUCUGUACAAGAACUCCAAACUCCUCCAAAUUCUCUAUCUAUUAUUGGAAGCAAGCUUUGCAAUAAUAAUUUCAAAAUGAAAUGCUUAUGUUUACAUGCACAUAGAAAUAUGGCACUUUAUGUUGUGGUAUUGAUUAAAUCCUGUUGCCAUGUUCAUCUGUUGGCCACUAUUUUUAUUUUGUAUGUGUAAAUUGCUUCCUCCCAGAUGCGGUUUAUUACUACAUUGUGGCUCCAAUGCGAGCACUGUGUUUUUUGUAUGAAUGGCUUUGGGCAUCUCCUCCCCACACAUGCAGCCAUUAUGACUGCCACGUUCUAUCUGCUGUUAUUUGUGCCUGCACCUUUUUGUUGUUUCUCUCCCUCUGUCUCGGCUUGCUGUCUAACCUCCUACACAAGAAGAAGGCGGCUUAUCCUUUUUUCAAUCACACUGAAAUCUCUGUGAAGCCUUUCUGUCAGUGCAUCAGCCAAGAAAGGGUUCAGAGCACAUUAAGAGCAAACAAAACGGGGAGAGAAGAGACUUUCUAAACCACAUGUGUCUGCUUUUUGUGCUUAAUCACUCACUUUGUCAAUCAUCUUAAAAAAUACUUAAAUGUGAGAGAUGCUUCAAUUACUGACUGAACUGACACUGAGCACAAGAUGCAGCCUGACAAGCCUGUGGGUGUUGAUAAGGUCAAAUUCAAAAUUAGGACCUCUUUCCAAUUGUUUUUGCUGUAGCAGGACAUUGCUGUUAGAAAGUGGCUGUUUUUAUAUAGAAGUUUAUUACAUAGUUGGUGUUAGCCUCUCUUGUAUCUCUAGCACAGAAGAGGGAAAAGUGGUGGAGUCUGGGCAUGUUGCACAACACACAUGAUUCAGAACUGAAAGAAAAAUAUCCUCUUUGUUUCUGAAUGUUACAUUUAUAUAUAUAUCUGCAGUAUUUGAUAUUUCAUAAAUUGUUGGAAUUUUUGGAUUACAGAAUAACUAUGCAUGUGUAAUCAAAUCAUACAUUUGUGUCAUGUUUGUGUUACAAACAGAUACACUAUUUCCAUAAGAAUGAAGGGAAAAGACACAAGGUGUGACUCUGAAAUUUGAAGAAAUAAAUGUAAUACAUAACACGAGUUUGUUUUUCAGAAUUUUUUGUUAAAUUAACAAACGAAUUGUUAGUAUUGGAUGUAUUCAUGUUACAUUAGGGUGGCAGGGUAGCGCUGCCACAGCAAGCAGUGACAAGUGCCUUCCUGUGGAGGUUGCAUGUGCUCCCUGUGUCGGUGUCUACAGUCCAAAGACAUGUACUGUAGUGAGAAUAAUUAGGAGAUUGUAAAUUGCCUGUAGAUGUAAAUGUGAAAGCAGGUGGUUGUUUGUCUGUGUACAGUAUGUGGCCCUGCGAUAGAUAGGCAACCUGUACACCUCUCGCCCAAAUGACAGCUGGAAUAAGCUCCAACAGACCCUUGACACAUACAAGAUGUCCAGCUUAUGCUCACCUUCAGCCACUUUAUAGUGGCAUGAGCUGGGCAUGGUGCCCAACUAGUGCUGGCCAGUGCGUCUUAUAUUCUGCUUGGUGAUCUGUAAGCAUAUUGGUCACAUAGCUAGAAACACUGAAUGACAGAAUUCUACAGCUAAGAAUACAUCAUGAAUGAAUGAAUGAGUUUUGAUCACUGGCUUAUUUAAUAAUUUUUAAAAUGUUUUUUAUAGAAUCCUUUGUCAUGUAAUUCUAAUCUGCAGUCAUACAUGUCACAUCACAGACAAUGUAUCAAAUGGAAAUAUAUUUGUUACAAGCGGUCAAUAUUUGGGCUUUUGACCAAAUUCUGUAGCAUAUUCUCCGUCACCAUGGUGAUUAACGUGCUCCAGUGGUGCGAUCAGCAAAGUAGAUCCGAGCAUCAGUUCAAGCCUCACCUGGAACAAAUGAAGUGUUUGGAGGAAUAAAUUCUUAUCUUCAACCCAGACACUAAGUACUGAUAGAAGAGACAUAAGCGUACUGUAGGCAGAACCUAGGGAACAAUAUAAAACAUAAUACAUGGAGUGCAACACAUGCUUGACCUCUACAUCCAAAGGAGCUGUAAGAGUUAUUGAGGACCCACAGACAGAGCCACAUGCAGUAGCCAGACAGAGCCUCUGCCUCCACUUCCAUCCAUUUAUUUGUUUUAUAUGUUUUUUUAUUUAUAUGUUUAUAUGUUCAAAGCAUGAACACUCUAAAUGUCCUGCUUUAUUUCUGUGCAUGUCAAAGGUGUUCAAUUUGAACGGUUUUGUAGAAACAGACGUUACCAUAUAUUAAGUAUAUAAAUGAAGCGUUACAGUUUUUUGUUUUAGUGAAGUUUUUAUAUAAGUUUAAAAGUACCGUACAGCAAGUACUGUAGGAGGCUGUCAGAGAAAAACCACACUGUCCUUGUGCUGACUUCAUAAAUGGACGGAAAACACAAGCAAAGGAAUGGACUGGGCAGCAUGCGUCACAGCCUUGGCGAGGCGCCGUUCAAGGCUACAACAACCUCACCUCUGUCUCUCACACGGAACAUGCAUCCACGACAUGAGACGCUGCCGAACAUUUGCUUCAGCUCUCUUAUUACAGCCUAGGUGCUCUGUGAAGGUUUCUAUAAAAAACUAAACAAAAGACUAAUCUUCUCCCGAAAAGCUUGUUUCAGCAGCUGUCUGUGAUGUGACGAAAAAGUGAAAUGCCAAGCCAGCGCUCGCAGGGACCGGAUUGGAUCUGUGCGGUUCAGCAAUCACCGUCUCUUCACCGCACUCUUCUCUGAGCCGCUCUGGCAGUAAUAGGCGGCGUGUGUGUGUGUGCGAGAGCGCAUAACAAACACCGUGGGACCGGACUCAGCUGAAAGAGAUGAUUGAACGCCACGUAUUUACAUAGAACAGUGUGGGAGGAUCAUGCACUGCGUGGAAACAGGACGUACAGGCAGACAGAUGUGUUAGCUGGUUUAGGGAACACAUCACUUUGGCUUUAAAGUUAUUCCUAAAACGACACUGGGGACUUGACCUUUUACUAUGAAUGCCACCUCUGCCAACCAAACGGGCUGCCCGGAGCUCAAGGUGCCCGCCCCGCUGUUCCUCGGCAUCGGCGUGGCGAGCCUGGCCGAGAACCUGCUGGUGGUGCUUGCCGUCAUCUGGAACCGGAACCUGCACUCGCCCAUGUACGCCUUCAUCUGCAGCCUGGCUGCGUUCAACACCAUCGCCAGUCUCACCAAGACCUGGGAGACGCUCAUGAUCCUGUUCGCAGACGUUGGCCGGCUGCAGAAGGGAGGCGCCCACGAGACCAGGCUGGACGACGUGGUGGACGCCCUCAUGUGCAUGUCCUUCGUUGGGUCCUUCUUCAGCUUCCUGGCUAUUGCUGUGGAUCGCUACAUCACAAUCUUCUAUGCGCUGCGCUACCACAACAUCAUGACCGCGUGGCGCACCAGGCUGGUCCUGGGCGCCAUCUGGACCACGUGCGGCGUCUGCGCCGUGCUCAUGGUGAGAUUCUUCGACUCCAACUUCAUCAUGAUCUGCUUCAUCGCCCUCUUCGUCGUCUCCUUGGCGAUGAUCUGCUUCUUCUACGUCUACAUGUUCAUGCUGGCGCGCAUCCACGCCAGGAGGAUCGCGGCUCUGCCCUCGCAUGGUGGGGGGAGGUGCGGGCGGCGGCGGUGGCGACGGCGCAGCGCGCGCGGCGCGCUGACCCUGACACUGCUGUUCGGGGCCUUUGUGGUGUGCUGGGCGCCCUUCUUCCUCCACCUCAUCAUAAUCAUGGCCUGCCCCACCAACCCGUACUGUGAGUGCUACCGCUCCCUGUUCCAGCUGCAUGUGGCGCUGCUGAUGAGCCACGCACUCGUGGACCCAGCCAUCUACGCCUUCCGCAGCGCCGAGCUUAGGCACACCUUUAGGAAGAUGCUGCUCUGCUCAGACUGCGGGUAGCGAUCGGUUGUUUUAUUACUGACCCACAACAAGUUGUGCUGAUUCAAACUCACUGGCACGUGUUGUAUGGACCAGUCACCUAUCGCUACAGUUACCACCGACAUUACUUCCUGUUUCCUGCUCUAGAUCAAUUCUACGUAAUCUCACAUAUCAGGGGCCUCGUGUACGAAGGGAACUUAUGCACGAAAACCCGGCGUAAGCAGGAAUCUAAGCCUAAGGUCAGAUGUAUUAAAAACUAUGUGAAGUAGAAACGUGCGCAGAUCUACAGGGCUCACUGGAGUAAGUACUUUUCUACAGCUAUUGGUCCGUUAGCGACAUGAAGAGGUGUUAAUCUAUAUAAAACAUGUGCAAAACGGUGCAAACAUAUAUAUUUAUAUUUAAUUGAGGAUCUAUUAGAAUCUGGUAGAGGUGCCCGUUCUUGGAUCGUCGCACAUCCAGCUGUCGACCACAGGUUUAACGAUGAUCCGUUCAUUGGAUCAGAUCUGAAGCUGGUACCAGAUCAGUGGCUUAGUGGUCAGUAAAUCAUUUAACGGCCUUUAUGUUAAUUCCUGUUGUACAUAAAACAUGUUUGCCCUGUAAUUUCACCCUUUCUUCAGCACCAGCAUUAGUCGGUGGUUUAAUGUAGAGAAUUCCUAUUAGUAGCUCAACACUGUCUUCUCCUUCACUUCUGCCUGUUUUAGUGACGCUUUGGUUUCGCUUUCGCUUCACGUCCACCUUCAUGUCAGACCACUUUUAUUUUUUUAUUUCCGCUCCUGUGCAGAACCUGCAGCAUUAACACCUGCACACCUGGUCCUGCUCGGCUACUGCGCAAACGCCAACUGUAUUUAAAUGAAUUAACAUAUUUAUAUGGAGGCGUGUCAUGGGAGGAGUCUGCUACUCAAUCACCUGCGCUCAAUUCUACGUUGAUUGGUGAGUACGAAGAAAACAUGCGUAGAUUCGUAACUAGUAGUGAUUGAUACAUCUGUACUUACACAGUUUUCUGGAUUCGAACCAAGUUUAGUAAGAAAUCUUCAAGUCUUUGUACACGAGGCCCCAGGUCUCUAUAGACUCCGGUAUCUAACAACUUAACUGUUAUUCACUGUUUGUCUGUUACCAUUUAGCUCAGGUUUAUGUACUGGUUUGUUCUUAACUCUAGUCAUUUGAUUUAAUUUUGGUUCAGUUCAGUUUAUUUGUUUUUGUUCUAUUUUCUUGCCUGCUUAGCGUAGAGCGUAUUAGUUUGUGGGUCCAGUAUGUCUUUUCAUCCUUUCCUGUUUAGAUCCCUUGGUGUUUUGUUUUGGUCCUGCCCUUAAGUAGCAGUGCUUUUCAUUACUACAUGUCUUUAUGUUGUUAAUUACGUUCAACAGUUGUAUCUAAUGUGUUUGUCAAUCUGCCAGUAUGAUUUUUUUAGUCAGUUUAAGAUUUGACUGAAGAUUUUACUUGGUUACGUAGUUAAUCAACUUCUUUAAUUAGAGGAUUUUGCCUCUUAUAGACGAAUGCUUCACUUUAGUGUGUCCGAGCCCAAAUUGUAACUGUAACACUUUUAAUAAUGAGCAUUUUUUGAAUCACAUUACAUGUAUAUAGCAACAUAUGACCCAUCUACUGCCUUAAAAUGUUUAAUGUUCUCUUCUAAUAUUUUAAGAUAAAGCAUUUGUUUUACAUUCUGACAAACAACAAUUGGGAAAGCAGCUUGUAUCUGACAGAUUUUAUUCAUAAUCAAAUCAUGAAGCAAAACGGCACAUGUCCAUCAUUACCACUGUAGCUCACAUCUAUACUGUAGCAUGCUGCCACUUUACUAAGAACAUGAAGUACGCCCCCACAGCUGUAAACAGGGCCUCGCUAGCUAGAAACAUGAGACAGAUCAUGCAGCUGCGAAUCAAAACGUGGGCUCACGUCACGGUCGACUCACGUUUCUGUUUCAGCAAAUACUCAGAGCUUCAUAAUUAGAUAUAAGUAUGAACCCCUUUGUACAAGUACACAGAUACUGUAGGCUGAUGGUACUGUACAAUAUGUGAGUGUUUAGCAACAAAAAAAAACUUGUGGGAGGAAAGAAAUGUUUAAAGAUCCUUGGAUUUAAUAGAAGCAUGUGUGUAUGUUCAUAGGCUAUUUUUGUUCUCACUUCAAUAACUAAACACAACAAAGGCAAUGACAUCACAAAAAAACAUUCACUGACUACUUGUUCCUACAUGGAUCUGUAUGUAUAUGCAUUAAAUGCACUGGAUCAGUGUGAAGAAAAACCAAUGGGCUGUUUCACUAAAUAACCCUAUAAUUGAAGCAUCUACCACUGAGCAAUGAUGCGUAACACCUUAUAAGAAGACGGUGAGGCCUCUCAUCUGGGAGGUAGAUGACACUAGCACACUUAGAAAGGCUGUUUUUUUUAACUUUUUCAAGUCAUCGCACAUUUACACAGAACUGGGGCUGAGAAGAAGCAGUUAUAAUUAGAGCGUACCUACAUUCACAUCCCAGCAGCAACUGUGGUUCUUUUGAGUGUUGGCGGAUGGGAGGAAGCUGCUUGUUAACGGCAGCAGGCAAAGGAUGUCGGCUGAAGGUAGGUGAAGCUGUCCAAAAGUUCUCCUACCUGAGCAUAGCAAAUAAGGCAACCUGUCUGGGUCCAUGGACAAGUACCGCUGACAUCGUUCCUUACUGUGUUUCAGCAGGAGCCGUCUGUUGGGGAGCGUCAGAACCCAGUGUGUUUGUAAUAGUUUCUUUUAAAUGAUAUAAGAGGUGGUUUAAAGACACUAUAAUCGCUGCCAUUCGUGCACAGAAAUAAACCCACAACAUUGGCCACAACACAAGUGGCAUUGAACCUGUUCUGUGUCUGACCUGUGCUUUAAAGAACAGCAAAGAGAUUAUGAAGUCAUAAGAACGUUACUAUGAAAUAUGAUCACAGCAGCAGUCACAUUGUUUAUAAUCCUAAUGCUCACGAGGUAGAAAUGCGCUGUCGAGUGUCUACUUGCACGUAUGUGAUGGAGCUCAUUAGCUGAUGCUGAAUUGUGCAGUAAAAGUAGAUCCAUGUUCUGUCCUCGAGAUGAUUUUU